Molecule: messenger RNA, 4299 nt
Organism: Herpailurus yagouaroundi (jaguarundi)
Lineage: Eukaryota; Metazoa; Chordata; Mammalia; Carnivora; Felidae
Gene: TXLNG
Product: taxilin gamma
Exons: 10
Coding region: 59-1621 (520 amino acids)
Biological process (GO): regulation of cell cycle
Molecular function (GO): syntaxin binding
Source: RefSeq, a predicted model, not a curated record
GCCCUGAAAGGUUCCGUGCCCCUUAUCGGGCCGCUUGUUUGGCUGCUGCCGUCACCUCAUGGCGACGCGAGUAGAGGAGGCAGCGCGGGGAAGAGGCGGCGGCGCCGAGGAGGCUAUUGAAACCGGACGGGGCGGACGGCGACGCAGCCCGCGGCAGAAGUUUGUGAUUGGCACAAUGGAAGAAGCUGGAAUGUGUGGGUUAGGGGUGAAAGCAGACAUGUUGCGCAACUCUCAAUCAAAUGAUAUUCUUCAACAUCAAGACUCAAAUUGUGGUGGUACGAGUAACAAGCAUUCAUUGGAAGAGGAUGAAGGCAGUGAUUUUAUUACAAGGAACAGGAGUUUGAUGAGCCCAGCAUACUGUACACAAGAAUCGAGGGAGGAAAUUCCUGGGCGAGAGGCUCGAACAGAUCCCCCUGACGGUCAGCAAGAUUCAGAAUGCAACAGAAACAAAGAGAAAACAUUAGGAAAAGAAGUUUUAUUAUUGAUGCAAGCCCUAAACACCCUUUCAACUCCAGAAGAGAAACUGGCAGCUCUCUGUAAGAAAUAUGCUGAUCUUCUGGAGGAAAGCAGGAAUGUUCAGAAGCAAAUGAAGAUUUUGCAGAAGAAACAAGCCCAGAUUGUGAAAGAGAAAGUUCAUUUGCAGAGUGAGCACAGCAAGGCUAUCUUGGCAAGAAGCAAACUAGAGUCUCUUUGUCGGGAACUUCAGCGUCACAAUAAGACAUUAAAGGAAGAAAACAUGCAGCAGGCACGAGAGGAGGAAGAAAGACGUAAGGAAGCCACCGCACACUUCCAAAUUACUUUAAAUGAAAUCCAAGCACAGCUCGAACAACAUGACAUACACAACGCCAAGCUCCGCCAGGAAAACAUCGAACUGGGAGAGAAGCUUAAGAAGCUCAUUGAGCAGUACGCACUGAGAGAGGAGCAUAUUGAUAAAGUGUUCAAACAUAAGGAGUUACAGCAGCAGCUUGUGGAUGCCAAGCUUCAGCAGACGACACAGCUAAUAAAAGAAGCUGAUGAAAAACAUCAAAGAGAGAGAGAGUUUUUAUUAAAAGAAGCCACAGAAUCAAGGCACAAAUAUGAACAAAUGAAACAGCAAGAAGUACAACUAAAACAGCAGCUUUCUCUUUAUAUGGAUAAGUUUGAAGAAUUCCAGACUACCAUGGCAAAAAGCAAUGAACUGUUUACAACCUUCCGGCAGGAGAUGGAAAAGAUGACAAAGAAAAUUAAAAAACUGGAAAAAGAAACAAUAAUAUGGCGUACCAAAUGGGAAAACAACAACAAAGCGCUUCUGCAAAUGGCUGAAGAGAAAACUGUCCGUGAUAAAGAGUACAAGGCCUUUCAGAUAAAACUGGACCGGUUAGAGAAGCUGUGCAGGGCUCUUCAAACGGAACGGAACGAGCUCAACGAGAAGGUGGAAGUCUUGAAGGAGCAGGUCUCGGGGAGGGCUGCAGGUGCGGACCUAGCACUGCCUGGGACGCAGCCCUACACUGCCCCGGUGUCCCCCAAGGAGCCGAACACUGCUUCCGAAAGCGCCCCGGGAGUCUCCCCGGAGGCCGUGCCCAAGGCGGCGAAGGAGAGAACGGCCGUGUCCGCCGGGCCAGGUAUCGAGUCCGUCGACUGAAAUGAAGUAUGAUCACUGUAUCGAGAGCUAUAUUUUGUGUAUAACUUUCUGUUAGUAGUAACUAUUGGUUUUGUGGUGAAAAUUUUCUUACUUUUUCUACCAUAUCUGUAUUUUCUUAGAACUACUGGACUUACGUGGUACAGGAGGCUGCUUAGCAGUUUUGAAUAGUUUUCCUUCGAUACGUUUUCCUCAGCCGUGUUGCACAUCUGCCUCAUUUCCCUCCAUUGGAACGCAUGUGACCAUUGCUUUGUCCUAUCUUCCCUAUUCCUUGCACAGAAUUAUUCUCAUUUCACUCGAGAUGGGACCGAUCAUUACAGGGGAACUUUGUUCUGAUAAUGGUUCCUUGGUGUGAAAACCAUAUUCAUUUCAACAUCCCGGCCCCUCGAUUAAUAUUACUCAAAAAGAAAUCAAGAUGAUUAGCUUUGUCUUAACGGUCCAUUUAAAUGCCAAGUAAAAAUAAAGUAGGGUUGGGUCAGAAACCAGCAUAGCAUCUUUGAUUCAGAUUAGCUUUUUGAUAAUAUUUAUAUCACUUGACAAAUUGACAUGGCUGCAAGCCUCAAAUUAUUCAAAGUUUCGGCAGAUUAUGUACAUAAAGGUGUCGCUUUUAAAAUAGUAUAUACAGGCAAAUCAUCGGACAAACAGGCUUAAUCUUGUGACUAAAAACAAUCCUACUGCUUCGGUUUCAGGUUAGAACUAGAACCAGUGUUUGAACUUGGACCACCUAGACACUUGGACCGCCGUGGAAUAAUAUGGUCGUUUGUUGGCUUUGUUUGGGAUUUGGGUGCACAUCCUCCACUUCCCGCAGAAAGCAGCCACUGGUGGUUGUCAUUUUAAGCUGGGGAGGGUUCAAUUCGCGUGUAGCUUUCAUCAAGCGGAAGUCCCUCCUCUGCUGCCUUCUGGCUACUUGAAAUUUGGUGUUCAGCUAGUUGCGUGAAUCCCAACAGCAGUUCUUCAGGUUUUUAAAAAGGGAAUUUUAAUUGUGGAUCACGCUAACCGAAACAUUUUAUUUCCAAAACAGAAAAGACUGGAACUCACAUUUUUAACUGUGGGAAGACUUGGCAGAGAGUUUUAAGUAGUCAGGAUCCAUUACUUAGGCUCUUGGUGUGUGGCUCUACCACCCCCUUUUCUUACUGUCUUUUAAGAGAAAAGCCAGUAUUAAUUAAUCUAGGUCUCUGCAAUUGGCUUGGACUGGGGGAACUUGCCCUCUGAAGCAUGUCACUUCUGAAUUUGUUCGGCUUUCCUUUGUUCUUAAUCAUGUUGAGUGUGGCUGAGUUAUGCAAAUGAGAGGUCAGGUUGCACCAUGAAAGCUUGGACUUUGAUUUGCAUUGAAAAUACUUUAUGAAAUAAAAAGGCUCUACUAGAAUGGAUGCUCUAGCACAUUCCACUGAGCACAACUAUCAAACUGAAAUUGCUCACUGGACUGAAGUUUGUUCUGUCUAGUUAAAAAGGUUUUCUCUUUAAAAUUGUAAAGUCCUGUCACAGUCCUAGUCUAAACUGGGUUCAGAGAAUCGAAAGUUGUCUAAAGGAAACUUCCACCCUCGGUCAUAUGAAAUUGAGGGGUCAGACAGUGGAGGAAAAGAAAAGCACAGAGCACAUUCUGUCAUUACUGUCAAAAGGAGUCGGAAGCAAAAACAAAUACCCCUCCUCCAACGGCCUCUUGUUAUAAAUACUCCUUUCUGCUACUAGAUGAAAUGUUGGACUCGUUUCCCCUAGAGGAGGUGAAGGUAUAUAUCAAAUAUAAUCUACUUUGAAAUUAGUACUAAUGAUUUCACAAGAACUCUGCUGAAUGUACAGCUCUUACUGUUGAAGCCAUUUGUGUAGCUCACCACGUUUCUUUGUGGUGCUUGUCCUGUGUGGAAGAUGUAAAUCUUGGACCUGUUGCAUAUUUUCAAGGGCUUUAUAAAGCAAUGUGAUUAACAGUACUUGGCCUGCUGCUUUUGGCUUGCUAUGUAUUUGUAGCUAGAUGCGAUCACGGUAUUUCAGGGAGGUAGAUUCUGCUUGGGAUGCACUAGGUGUCCUUUCAGAAUCUUGCCUCCCCCUUACCCUGUGAAUCAAAACAAAUGGGACCCUCUGAGGAGAUCUCCUCCCCACCCCCAAGCUGUCACCUCACCAGCUCAGUGUUGUGGCUUUGUAGCACGCCCUGUGUCCACCAUAUUCUAGAACACUGUAAUGCUCUUAGGCUGGUCCAGAAAAGGUUUAAGUGUCGAAUUCACUUCAGUUGCAUUUGUUGCACCAUCCUGGGAUCUUGCUGUGUAUUAUUUCUAGUGGCGGUAGACUCCAAGGAGUAGAGAAUACUUGGAUCAUGGACCAUUUCACCCUCAGACUUGUUAGGAGUACAUUUCUUGGUCUUGAGACCAGUGUUUUUUUAGUUAUGUAUGCAACUGCCUUUAUUACACCUGGUUAUCACAAUUCAAUUCUCAGGUGUUGCAGAAAAAUCUACCUCUUUCAGACUGUAGAUGGAAAUAACUGUGAAAAAAAAAGAUGCAGAGAUCUUCUAGUUUGUGCUAAACACACUGCUUUAUUUUUUACAGCCCACGUCUUUCAUGAGGAUACGAAUUGUUCAGAGGCAGUCUUGUUUUGCUUUUCAAAGACAUUUUGUAGAGAUUUUUCACUAAUGUGAAUCUGAUUUUAUCUACUCGAUUCUGUAUAGAUGAAGUAAAUAUGUAUGAUAAAUUUAA